This is a messenger RNA of Acanthoscelides obtectus, 441 nucleotides long. The record is from the annotation of a GenBank genome assembly. NCBI's taxonomy places the organism in Eukaryota, Metazoa, Arthropoda, Insecta, Coleoptera, Chrysomelidae.
UUUUAACCCGUAGCCACAGACGUGGAGUCAAUUUGACUCCUUGCUAGUAUCUGGAGGGGGAUUUCCCGUUUUCUCCUCAGUCUAUCUGUCCAUGCCUAGAGGUACCUUUUCAUCGAGUAGUAUUGAACUAGCACUGAGACAAUUGCGUUGAUUGUGUACGUUAUUUACAUUUCAUUACGACUUGAAUUUCCGACGGAGUCAAAAGGACUACAGGUUUUUAGGAUGGAUUUUGAUAGCAAAGCUGGUCCCUCAAAAAUAGUUAGAUAUGGCGAUUCGGACUACCAAGAAACUUUGCUGAAAUGGGCUGCUGGGGUGGAUGAGGAAAAUGAAAACGGCAGUGGUAUUGAUUCAGAUGCCGAAUUCAUUUACAGUGAUAAUGAGAGCAUUCGGAACAAGAAUGGACAGAGAUUGCGAAAGACUUUCUACUGAAGAAGAUGAGAC